CACAAUCAACCGACUAAUAAUUACAUCACGCUGAAGGCCGAGUCAUUUGCCGCUAAGCCCAUGAUUUUGGUACCGUUUAUCAAAUAUACACACGCCCAUAAACUCAUUUGAUGAAAUCAGGGAGCAAAAUUUAGAGGUCAACGCAUGCCAGCCUCGAUGUAUGUGUCUGUCUAACUAUUCUUGUCCUUGUACAACUCUGCUUCCUCCUCCUCCUUCCUCCUUCUCUAGCUCUCACCCAUCCGCCAUGACCAAGGCCGUGACAAGGCACCGGACACAUCGCAAGAAUCCAGCGGCCUCCCUCCCUUGGCCGCCAUGGUCUUCCUCCACCGCUGCCCCCGGCGCCAUUGUGCUCUGCUUCUCCUCGUAGUCUUGCAGGUGCUGACACCGGCGUGCUUCAGCGACGACACGCCGUCGCCGGAGACUGCCGCGCUGCUGCUACUCAAGAACUCCUUCACGAACGCGACGAGCUUGUCUUCGUGGACCAAUUCCACCGGCGGCGGCCCCUGCGACAGCCGCUGGGACGGCGUCAUUUGCCAGAAAGGCAGCGUCGCCGGCCUCGACCUCGCUGGCGUAGGCCUCUCCGGCGAUAUCGACGUCGACGCGCUCGCGCAACUCGCUGACCUCCGCACCGUGAGCUUCGCCGAUAACUAUUUCUCUGGCGGCAUUCCGGCCCUCAACCGCCUUCACACCCUCAGGGCCAUCUACCUCUCCCGCAACCUCUUCUCCGGCGACAUACCCGGCGACUUCUUCGACGACAUGACUCGCCUGAAGAAGCUCUGCAUCAACGACAACGACUUCACCGGGUUGAUUCCUUACUCGCUGUCCAGGGCUUCGGCCAUGAUGGAGCUCCAGCUGCAGAACAACCACUUCGCCGGGACGAUUCCGGCGCUCGUGUUGCCGUCUCUUUCCGCCUUCAACGUGUCGAACAACGAGCUCGAGGGGGUGAUCCCGGAUGUGUACUCCAAGUUUAACGCGAGCUCGUUCCUCGGCAAUGAGAACUUGUGCGGGGAGGCACAGUUCGGCGACCAGCCCUGCAAGGAGGUGGUGGCGAGCAACGGGAAGGUGGCGGCGAUCUUUGUGCUCGUCGUCUUCCUCAUCUGCUUGGUCGUUUACUUAAUCACGACGCGGGAGCAGAAGGGAGAGGAGCCGCUGGAUCUCGAUGCGAUGAAUGACGAGAAAGUGAUGGAAGCAGCGAAAGAGGUGAGAUUCCGGCGAGUUCAGAGUAUCGCGAAAGAGGGCGAGGUGGGGCAGUCGCGAAGGAUGGGCUCGGCGGAGAACAACGGAGGCGGAGGCGGAGGCGGGGCGGGGGACUUGGUGAUGGUGAACGAGGUGAAGGGGGUAUUUGGGCUGCCGGAAUUGAUGAAGGCAUCGGCGGAGGUGAUGGGCGGCGGGGGGAUGGGAUCGGCAUAUAAGGCGGUGAUGACGAGCGGCGUCGCGGUGGUGGUGAAGCGGAUGCGGGACAUGAACCGGAUGGGGAAGGAGGCCUUCGACGGCCAUCUCCAGCGGCUGGGGAGCCUGGACCACCCCAACGUGCUGCCGCCUCUGGCGUACCAUUACCGGAAGGAUGAGAAGCUGUUCGUCUACGAGUACAUCCCCAAGGGAAGCUUGCUCUACGUCCUCCACGGCGACCGAGGGAUCGACCACGCGUCGCUGGAUUGGCCGAGGCGAGCAAAGAUUGCGAAGGGCGUCGCGCGCGGGCUCGCCUACCUCCACGACCAGUUCCCCUCCGACGAGGCGGAGGCGGCGGCGCCGGCGCCGCACGGCAACCUCAAGUCCGGCAACGUCCUGCUCGCUCCCGACUUCGAGCCGCUCCUCGUCGACUACGGCUUCCUGCCGUUGCUCAACCCCACGGCGAUGACCAUGCAGGCCCAUCGGGCGCCCGAGGUCGCCGCCGGCAGCGGGCCGGCGACGCAACGGUCCGACGUCUUCUGCCUCGGCGUCGUCCUCCUCGAGCUCCUCACCGGGAAGUUCCCGUCGCAGUACCUCGGCGACGGUGCCAAGGCCGGAGGCGGCGGCACCGACGUCGUCCACUGGGCGACGUACGCCGUCGGGGAGGGGCGGGAGGCGGAGAUACUGGACCCCACGAUCGUCGCCGGGCCCCACGGCGCCGCGUGGGUGCCGGAGAUGAAGCGGCUGGUUCGGGUGGGGGUGGACUGCUCCGCGGCGGAGCCCGAGCGGAGAAUUGAGCUGCGGGAAGCCGUGGCGCGCAUAGAGGAGGUGGCGGCGGGCGGGAGGGAUGGUGCUGGGCAGCGGCCGAGCUAAGCCCAAUUAACACGUGGAGGGAGACGUCAAACGAUGAAUUAAUUCAAAAGCAUUAGAAAUGACUCAUUAGUAUUAUUUAUUUUCUCAAAACUCAUUAUUAUUUUUUAAGUUUGUAAAUAAGUGCUAUAGAAAUGACUUGUUUAUCGACUCAAUUACUUGAUUAAACUUGUUAUAUAAUGUAACUAACUUUUAAAUAUUCAUACUUUAUAUAAUUUUAUAUUUAAUACAUUUAAAAUGAUUGUAGCAAAUGAUGAAGAUAUAAGAGAUCGAGUCUACUAGAAUAGGAGAAUUUUAAAGGCUCUUGUGG
Messenger RNA from Zingiber officinale, 2569 nucleotides. RefSeq names its product pollen receptor-like kinase 3. NCBI's taxonomy places the organism in Eukaryota, Viridiplantae, Streptophyta, Magnoliopsida, Zingiberales, Zingiberaceae. The transcript is spliced from 3 exons. Gene Ontology annotation, biological process: protein phosphorylation. The record is from RefSeq and is a predicted model, not a curated record. Gene Ontology annotation, molecular function: protein kinase activity; ATP binding. The coding region runs from base 313 to 2262 and encodes 649 amino acids.